Molecule: messenger RNA, 1393 nt
Organism: Pogona vitticeps (central bearded dragon)
Lineage: Eukaryota; Metazoa; Chordata; Lepidosauria; Squamata; Agamidae
Gene: CCS
Product: copper chaperone for superoxide dismutase
Biological process (GO): superoxide metabolic process
Molecular function (GO): copper ion binding
Source: RefSeq, a predicted model, not a curated record
GUGUCUCCUUUAAAAGGGCCCGGUUAGAGGACAGUCGUAGCCACCACUAUGGCGGGGGUUCCCGAAGGAGGAGGUCCCAGUUGUAGGCUGGAGUUCGCAGUCCAGAUGAGCUGCCAGAAUUGCGUGGAGGCCAUUCAGACAUCCCUGCAGGGAAUACCAGGCCUCCGGCUCCUUGAUGUCCAGCUGGAUUCGCAGACUGUGCUGGUGGAGACAAGCCUCGGCAGUGAGGAAGUCCAAGGCCUUUUGGAGAACACGGGGCGCAAGGCGGUGCUGAAAGGAAUGGGGGCUGCGUCCCCAGCUUCAGCGAGCAGUGCCGCCGUGGCCAUCGUGUCUGGCCGUGGACUGGUGCAAGGUGUGGUGAGGUUCUUGCAGGUCAGCCCAGAGAAAUGCCUCAUCGACGGCACCGUAGACGGACUGGAGCCAGGGCCGCAUGGCCUGCACGUUCACGAAUUUGGGGACAUCAGCAACUCCUGUGACAGCUGCGGGGACCACUUCAACCCCAACGGGAAAUGCCACGGGGGACCGCAGGACGUACACCGACACACUGGAGAUCUUGGGAACAUCAUCGCCACUGCCGAUGGAAGAGCUUCCUUCCGGAUGGAAGACGGACAACUGAAGGUCCCUGAUAUCAUUGGGCGGUCCUUGGUGAUUGACGCAGGGGAGGACGACCUGGGUCGAGGGAAUCAUCCUCUCUCAAAAGUCACCGGAAAUUCUGGUGAGAGAGUGGCCUGUGGAAUCAUCGCCCGCUCCGCCGGCCUCUUCGAAAACCCCAAGAAAAUCUGUACCUGCGACGGGGUGACGCUGUGGGAAGAGCGGGAGUGGCCUCUGGCCGGGCCGGGCCGAGGGGCGGCCGGCCAACCGGCCUCUCAUCUCUAAGAGGGCUUCCCUCUCUGCCGGCUUGUUCGACAACGUCCAAAGGGCUUCUGCAAUCAACGAAGGGUGGGGAAUAGUGGUAUUAUUUUGAUAUGUUGGACUACAACCCCCAUAAUCCUUGUGCUGGUUUGUAGUCCAAUACAUCUGGAAGGCACCCAACUGCAGAAGGUUUAGAAGAAGUAGCCAUAUUUGUCUCUGCUAAAAGGCCAAAAAGAAAAAUUAUUGGUGUAAUGUAAACCCUAGAUACCCUAUCAGCAGUGGUACAGGUAGGGUAGGGGUGUUUCUGUGUGUGUGUGUGUGUAUCAAAUACAUUCUUUUUCUGUGCUAAAGGGUAGGUAGGAGGUGUGGCUUCCUAUAAGUCUAGUGGAGGUGACCUUUGAGCGUCUGCAUGUUGUGCCAUUUUUAAAACACUAAAGAAGAAUUGUUCCUGCAGAAAAGCGAAACAUUCCAUAUCCCUCUUUGGAGAGGAUGUCCUGUAAACUGAGUCUCGGUGGUUUGAUUCCCCGCUGGGUCUCCCAGG